AUGUUCGAUGAUUCAACAGGUCUGAAAGAAGUUUGGCGAGUUGCAUUUCAAAAUGAACAAGUUAUCAAUAUCUAUACACGAUUAAGUUCAGAUCGAGUUCAUUCGGCUGGUAUUGUCCUUGGUGACCGUAGUGUUCUUUAUAAGUAUACAAAUCCCAACUUAAUUGCUGUUGUAACUGAAGGAAUUGAUUAUCAAAAAGUUCCAUUUGUGAGUAUUUAUCUGUUGGAUACAGUUACUGGCUCAUUAAAACUUUCACAUACCCACAAACGUGUAAAAUCACCAGUUCAUGUCGUUCUCGCGGAAAACUGGAUUGUUUAUACUUAUUACAAUCAACGAUACCGACGAUAUGAAGCUGUCAGUUCUUCAUUGUUUGAAGGUGAAGCUCAGUACAACUAUUCAUCAUUUUCAUCAUUUGAUCCAAUCGAACCUGUGAUUCAAUCAAAAGCUUACAUUUUGCCGUAUGGUGUCAAUGCUAUUCAAGUUACAACAACAGAGAAAGGAAUAACAUCGCGUGAUAUAAUCAUGGCAGUACCAAAUGGAAUGCUUAUUGAAAUUCCCUGGAUGUUAUUCGAUCCACGCCGACCAUUCGACUUAACAUCUAUGGAUCGCGAAGAAGGUCUGAUCAUGUAUACACCUGACAUUAUGGUUAAUUUCGAAAGUGUCAUUAACUAUUAUAAACAAGUGUAUAAUAUUCGUGGUAUUCAUACAGUAUCAACAGGUCUCGAAUCGACUUCUGUUGUUUUUGCUUAUGGUCUUGAUAUGUUUUUCACACGUGUUUUUCCGUCGCGUUUAUUUGAUCAAUUGAAAGACGACUUUGACUUUAUGUUUAUUGGUUGGUCAACAGUUGCAUUUGUUGUUGGUUCUUUCAUUGCCAAACGUUACGCAGCUAUUCAUCAAACGAAGAAGGCUUGGAAAUAA
Molecule: messenger RNA, 918 nt
Organism: Adineta ricciae
Lineage: Eukaryota; Metazoa; Rotifera; Eurotatoria; Adinetida; Adinetidae
Source: the annotation of a GenBank genome assembly